Solanum tuberosum (potato) is the source of this 513-nucleotide messenger RNA. RefSeq lists its product as uncharacterized. The transcript has a single exon. Lineage: Eukaryota; Viridiplantae; Streptophyta; Magnoliopsida; Solanales; Solanaceae. The record is from RefSeq and is a predicted model, not a curated record. Bases 1 to 513 code for a protein of 170 amino acids.
AUGGCCCCAUUCAAAGCGUUAUAUGGUACGCAUUGUCGCUCUCCAGUUGGUUGGUUUGAGUCUACAGAAUCUAGGCCGCGUGGUACAGAUUUUCUUCAGGAGGCCUUGGAUCAGGUGAGUAUCAUUCAGGAUAGGCUCAGGACGGUUCCGAGUAGGCACCAGAGUUAUGCGGAUCAGAGGCGCCGACCUUUGAGAUUCUCUGUUGGUGAUCGGGUAUUCCUCCGUAUGGCACCCAUGAAGGGCGUUAUGUGGUUUGGGAGGCGGGGCAAGCCUAGUCCCAGGUACAAUGGGCCUUUUGAGAUACUCCGGACAGUUGGGGAGGUUGCUUAUGAGUUGGCUCUACCUCCAGCAUAUUCAGCCAUCCACCCGAUUUUCCAUGUCUCGAUGUUGCGGCGAUAUGUUCCUGAUGAGUCCCAUGUGCUCCAGUAUGAUGCAGUCGAGUUGGAUGAUCGUUUGAUAUUUGUAGAGGAGCCAGUUGCCAUUCUAGCCAGUGGUGUGAAGAUAUUGCACUAA